Notolabrus celidotus (New Zealand spotty) is the source of this 1823-nucleotide messenger RNA. RefSeq names its product Fas (tnfrsf6)-associated via death domain (gene fadd). NCBI's taxonomy places the organism in Eukaryota, Metazoa, Chordata, Actinopteri, Labriformes, Labridae. Gene Ontology annotation, molecular function: protein binding. The transcript has 2 exons. The record is from RefSeq and is a predicted model, not a curated record. Gene Ontology annotation, biological process: signal transduction; regulation of apoptotic process. Bases 297 to 875 code for a protein of 192 amino acids.
GGCGGAUCUUUUUUUGACAAGCAUAUAAUGUCACAAUCUCUCCAUAGGCACCCCUUAAGGUCUGGUUGUAAGAUAGUUCCUGGUUCAAGCCAACAAGGCGCACACGAAAAGUAAGUGAAAACUCUGGUCUACACACCUGGAACAUGGUCUGGACCACGAACUCUUCAGGAAUCUGACGUUGACCUGCGAACAAACAGACCCAGGCUAACAAACGGAAGUGAAAGUAAAGAGUGGGGCAUUUCCUGGUGACGGAUCAGACCGUCGUGUCAGUCAGUGGAGGUGCUCUCCGUGUCAGAAUGAGUUCUUUACAGUUUAACUCCGUGUUACUGGAGAUCUCUAACAGUCUGUCCCCGGAUCAGCUGGAACAGAUCAAGUAUUUGUGUCAUAAUGACAUCGGGAAGAAAUAUUUGGAAACAAUCGACAGCGGGUGGAAACUGUUUCAGUUUCUGAAGGAGAAACUCAAACUGGGAGAGGACAACACGGACUAUGUGUGCCAACUGCUCGAGAAGGUCCGACCCGACCUCUCAGAGAGACUUAGAAACUUUGACUGUCAGCCGGAAAACAACGAAAACCUCCCGUCUGAACCAGAAAGAGCCAAACUGGACAUCGCCACAGAGAUGAUCGUAGAGAGUCUGGGACGAAAUUGGCGUAAGCUGGGCCGCAAGCUGGGUCUGAGUGACACUAAGCUGGAGUCCAUCUCUAGGAGACAUCCCACCGAGCUGGAGGAGACGGCGGUGGAGCUCCUGAAGGAGUGGAGGAAGAGUCGGGGAGCAGAGGCCCGAACAGAUGAUGUGAUAACAGCUCUGAGAGCCUGCAAUUUCAACCUGACCGCUGAUAAAAUCGAGGACAAACUUUCCAAACUGACAUGUCAGUGAACGAAAUCUGAUUUAAAGUGCUCAACCUUAAUAAAGCUGUACUCUGAUGCUGAAACUAAGCAAAAAAAGAAAUGAUAUUUGAGUGAAUGAAUCGACUCUCUGAUUGUAAACCUGCACGUGUGUGAAAGAGUGUGUGUUUACAGGACUGAUCUCAGCUUGUUUCAGUGUCAAUGACUUUGGUUCCAUUAGAUUUUUUUGUUUAAGGAUAAAAAAAGAAAUGAACUCUGAAUUCUGUUGAUUAAAUGAUGAUUAAGUGCCCUCUGAAAGUGGCUGUGCAAACUUUACAGACAUGCCAGUGUUUUUUGUUAAUGUUCACCUGUAGUUGAUGAUUAGUUAAUAGCUGCCAGCAGCUUUAGUUAAAAGAAUCAUUUUAAAGAGGGUUUUUUUUUAAGGGAAAAAGUGGACACAGCAGACUCUGUGAUUAAAGGCUGGAACACUGUAUUCAGUCAGUUGAAACAGGUAUACAGAUAGUAUUUUCAAGGAAUAUUUUUUGGUACAGAGCUAAAUCCCCUUUCCUAUAAAGCAACAACAGCUGCAAACCAUGACAUGUUUGUUUUUCUUGUGCACAAAUCCAAAGGGACGAGGCGUGUCGAUCACUGAGCCAUAGAGGUGCUGCUAGAUUCCUGUGGCUUAUGUUAAGCAGAGCUAACUAGCCACUGGUAUUUGAGUUGAACUGAUCAUCUCGUCCAACCCUCUGCUAUGAAAAAAUGUGGAUUUUCUUUUGGAAUGAGCCUUUACUCUGAAAUUAUUCCAUGAGAUGUUUUGUGACUCAGAACAAAUCAAACUAAAACAAAAUGUAAUUUGUUAUGAUUUAUUAGAUCCAUGACAUUUUUGUUUGUGAUAUGAAAAUAGAAUAAUUUGGGAUUUAAAAUAUGUCUCCUGAACAUGUUGAGAAUCUAAAAGUUGUUUGUGAAGUUUUCCAUUUAAUAAAACAGUCCAGCAAACUUU